Molecule: messenger RNA, 840 nt
Organism: Aspergillus fischeri NRRL 181
Lineage: Eukaryota; Fungi; Ascomycota; Eurotiomycetes; Eurotiales; Aspergillaceae
Product: transcription factor domain-containing protein
Exons: 2
Coding region: 1-840 (279 amino acids)
Biological process (GO): regulation of DNA-templated transcription
Cellular component (GO): nucleus
Molecular function (GO): transcription cis-regulatory region binding; DNA-binding transcription factor activity, RNA polymerase II-specific
Source: RefSeq, a predicted model, not a curated record
AUGCGUUGGACAGCGCACAUGAAAGAAUGUCUGGAAGUCUUGACUGAGAGAAAAGAGACCCCCAAUGACGCAGUCCUUGUACAGCUCGUUCAAAUCCAACUCGUCGUGGACAAGGUGAUCAGGCGGUCUUGGGACGAAAGCGGACUCGCCGCCGAAGACAGCCCCCGGUUGCCGACAUCCUUUUUCAUACAAACGAUGCAACAUCAGCUGCAAAGUAUUAGAAGCCAAAUUCCCCCUGAAUUAGCGAACAACAAGGUUGUGCUUUUCCAUCUAUACCAAGCCGAAGUGACUGUAUAUGAGUCCGCGCUGUCGAGGUCGGCCACACGAGUCGAGAACGUAGAUGUCACUCGUAUCAGCCAUCUUUAUGCCUGUCUAUCAGCAACCAAGAAUUGGCUUGACCUCCUUCUCACCCUCGGUCCUGAAGAAUAUGUCUUCCUGCCAGUAACGAUCAUCUUCCAGGUCUCACACUGCCUGGGUACCUUGUUCUAUCUUUCCACAUUUGACUACCCGGGCUGGGAUAAAGAAGCGGUUACACGAACAGCUGAUCUCCAGUCCAUCUCGCAGGAGGUAAUUGACCGACUGGAAUCAGUGGCCGAAGCGGCAGGCAUUCAGAACGAAGGAACAGAUGGGGAUUCGUGGAGCAAGGCGGCCAGGAUCCUUCCUAAAUUGCAAGCUAGCUGGGCAUCUAGGCUCCCGAACGCUGUAGCUAUAGGUGAAAACACAGACGGACAGUCGUCGGCUCUUCCUAGUGUUGACGAGGACUUCCUCGAAGCAUACCUCAAUUGGCCGGAUGUAUGGCUGAUGGAAUCGUGGAUGCAGGCGACUCAGAACGGAUUGUGA